Messenger RNA from Penicillium arizonense, 1170 nucleotides. Its product is annotated as metallophosphoesterase family protein. The transcript is spliced from 4 exons. The coding region runs from base 1 to 1170 and encodes 389 amino acids. Gene Ontology annotation, cellular component: cytoplasm. The record is from RefSeq and is a predicted model, not a curated record. NCBI's taxonomy places the organism in Eukaryota, Fungi, Ascomycota, Eurotiomycetes, Eurotiales, Aspergillaceae. Gene Ontology annotation, molecular function: hydrolase activity, acting on ester bonds.
AUGGCACCCCGACAUGACAAAUUCUCCGCGCAGACGGUCCUCGGACCACCAGCAGAGCGCACGCUUCGAUUCACGGAGAAUGGCACUUUCCACAUCUCAGUCUUCGAAGACUUGCAUUUCGCCGAAGAUGAAAUCAAAGAUGCGAAAUCGACAAAGGUGAUGAAAUACAUCCUCUCAAAAGAGCAAAUCGACUUCGUAGUCCUGAAUGGCGACCUGGUAUCAGGCGAGCGGACCCGAAAAGCCGACUCGAAGAAAUACGUCGACAGAGUCGUUUCCCCGCUCCUCGGCGGGGGAUACAAAUGGGCCUCGACCUACGGCAACCACGACAGCGAGGUCAACCUCGACCCCAAGGAGGACAUGUUCAAAGCCGAGACGCGCCACGCUAACAGUUUGACGGAGAGUAAAGUCUUCGGGCUUAAGGCUGGCAUCACGAACUAUUACCUACCGGUGUUUUCUCAUGGGGCUUCGGAAACAGAUAAGCCGACCCUUAUUCUUUGGUUCUUUGAUACUAAGGGUGGGCAUUAUUAUCAGCCCGAGGGGCAUGGGGGGCCAUCCGUUAAGAGGCCGAGUUGGAUUGAUGAAUCGUCGAAGUGGGGCGUUAUUCCCUCGUUGGCUUUCUAUCAUAUCCCCGCUCAUGCAAUGUUGGAGUAUCAGAGCAAGAACCGUGUUGACCCGCGUCGAAACCCUGGUAUCAAUCGCGAAAGGGUUAAUCCGCAGGGUACUGGCGAAUGGAGCUACGAUAGCCAGGAUGUCAAGUUCAUGAAGGCCCUUCUUCGUACUGAGGGGUUGAUUGCUGGAUUUAGCGGUCAUGAUCAUCAGAAUGAUUGGUGCUUCAAAUGGGACGGCUCACUGGUCGACCAUGAUCUAACCGGAAGCGGCAUAAACAUGUGUUACGGCCGGCAUACGGGGUACGGGGGAUAUGGUGAUCUAGCCCGCGGAGGCCGUCAAAUCCUCCUCGACGAGAAGACUCUCAAGGAAGGAAUCGAGACUUGGAUUCGAUUGGAAGAUGGAACCAUUUCUGCGCACGUCACGUUGAACUCGACUUAUGGUCAGGAUCCGUAUCAGGCUGUCACGAAUAGUGGUACGCCAAGACCGAGCGUGCAUUCGGAGGGCUCGGUAUUCUCUUUCUUCUGGCUGUUCAUCCCAUUGUCUAAACUCUUCCGCUGGUAG